CGAUGUCUAGCGUGCAAGUGUCUCCGUUUGUGAAGCAGUUGGCUUCUAACAAUAGGAAGGUCAGAGAAAAUGCGUUGGACUCCUUGAAGAAAUACAUGGCCACCAAGAAAUUCAUGUCCAAUUCUCAAAUACAAUUUGAUCAGCUGUGGAAGGGGCUAUAUUAUUCUAUGUGGUUUAGCGACAGACCAAGACCACAGCAAAGACUCUCAAACGAGUUGGGUGAAUUGUACCUUUUAUAUUUGGGAAACAAGGAUGUACAACUGAGUGACAAAGCAUUCAUCAGGUUCUCCAAGGCGUUUUGGAAGGUUAUCUGUCUGGAAUGGUAUAGCAUCGAUCAUCACAGGUUAGACAAGUACCUUUUGUUGAUGAGAAGAGUGUUAUACAACCAAUUGAAGUACCUGAGGGAAAGAGAGUGGGACGAUGUGUUGGUCGAUAAGUACGUCAUAAAUGUACUGGGUAAACUGCCAUUAAGUGGGGAUAGGAAGGUAUACAAUGGUAUUCCCUUUCACAUAAUCGAUAUAUUUGUCGAUGAAUGGGAAAAGUUAGUUCUGAGGAAUGGGAAAGAGGCCGAUGAAGUCGAGGACAACGAUAUAGAUGAUGAAACUGAAAUAGAACUUAUAAGUCAGACUCCCCUUCCAAAGUUCAUCGCUCUGUUGCAGAGCCUAUCUAGUGACAUCACAAAUAUCAAGGUUUUGAGAGAAAAGAUCAAGGAAGAUGUGUUAGCCGACCCCAGACUGUAUAAGUGGGGGGUUUUAACAGAGAAGGAUAAUGAAAACCAUGAAGAUGAAGUGGAAGAAGAAGAAUGGAAAGGUUUCUAA
This is a messenger RNA of Eremothecium cymbalariae DBVPG#7215, 818 nucleotides long. RefSeq names its product Rrp1p (gene RRP1). Bases 3 to 818 code for a protein of 271 amino acids. The record is from RefSeq and is a predicted model, not a curated record. The transcript has a single exon. NCBI's taxonomy places the organism in Eukaryota, Fungi, Ascomycota, Saccharomycetes, Saccharomycetales, Saccharomycetaceae. Gene Ontology annotation, cellular component: preribosome, small subunit precursor; nucleus; preribosome, large subunit precursor. Gene Ontology annotation, biological process: rRNA processing.